UUCGACAUUUCCAUAUUUUGUGUCAUCUGUCAUUCACUGAAUAAGGAAUGAUAGUGAAGUAUGAUUCGUAACAUUGCAAUAUUUUGGAUAAAAUGGCUUUAAAUUUUUUGUUUAACUUGAACUUAUUAUUUCCAAAAAUAACGACAUGCCAAAAAUAACACACCCGAUAAUUAAGUGAACUGAAAUGAACGUAGAAGAGAACAGGUUACAAACGUUUAGUGAUUGGCCCCCUGAUACAGCAGUUAAUGCGUCAAGAAUUGCUAAAGCCGGUUUUUAUUAUACGAAACAAGCUCUAAUAGUUGAGUGCUUUGCCUGUAAAGUGCAAAUUUCGACUUGGAAUUAUGGUGAUCAGGUAAUGGCACUCCAUAAACGCAUGAGUCCCAAUUGCCCCUUUGUUAAGGACCCCAGUACCUCAGGAAAUGUUCCUAGCAUAUUGUCGUCUUCUAGUCUGUCCAUUUCUCCAAACCCUUGUGAUACGCCCGAAUUUAAUCCGGAAAUACUUAAAGAUGAGUCAGUUCGUCUUCAAACAUAUACCAACUGGCCAAAAUCUGAUGUAGUAACCCCAGAAAGCCUGGCAAGGGCAGGAUUCUACUAUUUAAAGCAUCAAGACAAGACUAAGUGUGCAUUUUGUAGAGGAGUAUGUGUUGGAUGGGAAGUUGAUGAUAAUCCAGAUAAAGAGCACCAAAGGCACUUCCCAAGAUGCCCUUUUGUUCAAACUGUUAUUAAUCCAAGGCUUGCAGUAGUGACUCAGACUGACACCACACAAAACCCACCGGUUGAACUAAAUAAAGACAUUUCUUUAACAAAUUCAAAUCUAAUAUUCCACAUAGAUCUUGCAGAAUUGGGAGUUAACAGCCACAAGGGUCCACAUAAAACUGAAUUUGCUACUGUUGAGUCUCGAUUAAGAAGUUUUGCAAGUUGGCCUGAGGAUUUGAUACAAACACCUGAUUCAUUAGCUCAAGCAGGGUUUUAUUAUGAAGGAUCUGGGGAUCAGGUUCGUUGCUUUCAUUGUGAUGGAGGUCUGCGUCAUUGGGACCCCCAGGAUGAUCCAUGGACGGAACACGCUCGUUGGUUCCCCAAAUGUGCUUAUGUCCAGUUAGUUAAGGGAAACGAUUUUGUACGAGCCUGUGCAUUUGAACAGGACACCGCAUUUGGUACAGAAGAAGAGGUCCCUCGCAGAAGAAGUGAGCCGGUCCAAAGACGUGAAGUUAGCGAUAGGGAAAUUCAAGCUCAUUUAAAUUCUGAAGCAGGACUUGCGGCAUUAAGUAUUGGUCUUCAUGUGGGGAGAGUGAAACAGGCAAUCAAAGAAAAGCUAGAGCAAACAGGAGUUGGCUUUUCAACAGCAGAUGCCCUUAUAGAGGCGACCCUGAACCUUCAAAGGGAAGAGGAAGAUAUUAGUGAACCUUCUAGUACCCAAAUUUCACAAGAAGCUUCAAGAUUAUUGUCUGAAGUAUUAGAAAACUGUAUCCCACCCGUAUCUCAACAGCAAGAAACCAGCGAAACUGUUCCUAAAGAUGAUGUAAACGAUGGUACAGCAAAAGAUGUAGGAAAUGAUACAGAAUUAAAAGAAGUUAGUAUAAUGAAAGUUCCAAAAAUGUUGAGUUUAGAAGAGGAGAACAGGUUGCUGAAGGAAGCUCGACUGUGUAAAAUUUGUAUGGAUUUUGAAGUAGGAAUCGUUUUCUUACCAUGUGGCCAUUUGACCACUUGUGUCAACUGUGCCCCAAAUUUAAAGAAUUGUCCCGUUUGUAGAUCUGCUAUCAAAGCAACAGUUCGAACUUUUCUAUCGUAGCCCCCAAAGGGUUUUAGAGAAACGUAAUUGAGGGUGUUUAUUUCUUUCUUUCCUUUUUUUCUGAAUUUCCUUAAAUUUAAUUCUACCGUUUUUAUCAUUGUUUUUUAUCUGUUUUAAAGUGAAUGUUUUAUGUACUCCGAUGGGCUGUGUGUUAUUUUUGGAAAUAAAAUUUAAAGACUU
Agrilus planipennis (emerald ash borer) is the source of this 1969-nucleotide messenger RNA. It is a transcript of the gene Diap2, whose product is annotated as death-associated inhibitor of apoptosis 2. The transcript has 2 exons. The record is from RefSeq and is a predicted model, not a curated record. NCBI's taxonomy places the organism in Eukaryota, Metazoa, Arthropoda, Insecta, Coleoptera, Buprestidae. The coding region runs from base 185 to 1789 and encodes 534 amino acids. Gene Ontology annotation, biological process: negative regulation of apoptotic process; regulation of cell cycle; positive regulation of protein ubiquitination. Gene Ontology annotation, cellular component: cytoplasm; nucleus. Gene Ontology annotation, molecular function: cysteine-type endopeptidase inhibitor activity involved in apoptotic process; ubiquitin protein ligase activity.